AUGGACUUUGCGCGGAGAAUCGGUAAAUCUGAAGAACGUAAAAUAUGGAAGAGAACUCGUAAGUCACUUGUAACGACCAGGGAUAACCUCCUCUGCGAAGAGACAGUAUUUUCAGAGGAUCGUCCUUUUCUAAAUUGGCGAAAGUGGCUCGCCGAUCGAAAGAAGCAGAAUCGACGCAUCGAGAAACUUACCGGUCGCCCCCAAGCCGAUCAGCUGCAAAGUUCCUCGGAGAGAUUUCGCGCAUUCGUCGAGAUGAAAAGUUUGAUGGAACACGCGGCCAUACCAGUACCCGUAAUUGGCGAUAAAUAUCGCGGUGGGCCGGAAUUUUGGCGAACGCCUGAAUUCUUGCCAAAUCACGAUUGCCACUUGCCUAAAAUAGCUUUAACUCCAACUAGGAAAGAUCUGAAUCUUCCUCCGGAUUUAAUGCACGUUGGAUUACCGGACUUGAUAGCGAAGGAACGGGAUCUUAUCGCGUUGAAAACCAAGGAGGAAUCCUGGAAACGUAGUAAGUAUCUAAAGACGCGUAAAGUCGAGCUGGCUGAGGAAAUAGCAUUGCUAUUGCCGAAGGAACCGGAAACGGAACAGUUGGUCGUUCAAGGACACAAGUUUGAAAAAAAGAAGAAACCGCUCUUUCGACAUCCGCUGAUAACCAUCACGAAGUCCGAUGAUGAGAAGGCGUGCCUAGAUGCCGAUCAAGCGAUAAUCCUGAAGAUCCAAGAUCAAGAAUUCAUCUUCAAAGAAUGUCUCUUCGAGUCAAUGAAAACUGAUCCUAUCACAUGGUCUCUAACUUUCUCAAGUAACAUUGAUGAACUCGUCGAAAAAGAAAUCGUCCUCGAGAAUAAAGGAACUCGUGUUAUCGUGUAUCAUUGGCGAGAUUGGCCAACUUUUCGAUCGAAUUUAUCCCUCGAGAGACGCGGAAGUCCAUUCUUCUUUAACAAGACGAAAGGUAUCAUACUUCCAGGACAGAUCGUGAAGAUCAAGAUAUGGUAUCGAUCUAGAACUCGAGCAGUCUUCACUGAGUCCUGGCGACUCAUCAUAGAACCGAGAUUGAGUUCCUCGGCGUUCGUAUUUCGCUUCUGGGGCUGUGCAAUCGAUAGUCGGAGGUCAGAACUGACCGAUCAUCGAGCGAUCGAAGAACAUUUGGAUCAUCGUAUUCGCGAUUUGACAAUACACUCGAUCGUUGAGGAAAUUAUGACUAACGUAGAGACUAGCAAACUAUCAGAGCCGCCAUAUAAGCCGUUACUCUCGCCAAGCGACCUAUUCACCUCUCUAAAUCCCUAUUAUUACUAUCAUCUGAGUAUCGUGAUGCAAUUGCAGAAAAUGUAUUGCGACGUUAUCGAUGAAAGUUUGCCGCCCUGGAACUUAUCGUUGGAUACUCUGCGAGAUAUCCUUUUACAAAUAGAGGAUGCAAAUUACAAACGCGACAUGCUCGCCCGGUUCAAUGACCUUUGCAAACAAAGUCUCAGACCCAAUUUGACCGAAUUUGAUUUCACUCAUAAAAAUAAAUAUGACACUGUGUAUAAUAUUUUAUGUGCUUUUGCGAAUUGUUUUGAAGAUGAGAGUAAAUUUGUGAAAAAGAACAGUUUGAUGCGAAAAGACUCUGCAACAAAAAUAGAUCAACAAGAAUCAACACUUUCAUUGCAAAGAGCCAAUAAAAGCUUCCAAGAAGCAUAUAAAGAAAAGUUAAUCGAUCAAAAACAGACGUUACUGCAGGAAGAGAAGGAAAAGGAUUUAAAUCUGCAGCUUUACCGAGAAAUCUUUUUUAUUCGUAUAUAUAAAGCUCUGGAAGAAACAAUAGAACGAGUUUGCGCCAGUAUUGAUUCUUUUAAUAGGCUUAAUAAGUUGAAGAAACAAAGUAAAAUAUAA
Molecule: messenger RNA, 1866 nt
Organism: Cataglyphis hispanica
Lineage: Eukaryota; Metazoa; Arthropoda; Insecta; Hymenoptera; Formicidae
Product: MYCBP-associated protein-like
Exons: 1
Coding region: 1-1866 (621 amino acids)
Source: RefSeq, a predicted model, not a curated record